This is a messenger RNA of Nerophis ophidion (straightnose pipefish), 5612 nucleotides long. It is a transcript of the gene dync1i1a, whose product is annotated as cytoplasmic dynein 1 intermediate chain 1. The record is from RefSeq and is a predicted model, not a curated record. The transcript is spliced from 18 exons. Gene Ontology annotation, cellular component: cytoplasmic dynein complex. NCBI's taxonomy places the organism in Eukaryota, Metazoa, Chordata, Actinopteri, Syngnathiformes, Syngnathidae. Gene Ontology annotation, molecular function: dynein light chain binding; dynein heavy chain binding. Bases 856 to 2787 code for a protein of 643 amino acids. Gene Ontology annotation, biological process: transport along microtubule.
AUAUGUAUUACUUUUUGACACCAAACAAGAAAUUAAAUUCAAAUACACCAAUCGUUGUUUUUUUUUUAAUUUCCGUUGAUUAAAAGAAAAUCCAAUCACCAAAACACACUUUGUCAAAACCAACAACUUGCUUUAAAAAUUACGUUACAAUAGAGUUGGUCAGUCAUUGAAAUACAUACAUUUACCAUAAACUGGGAUUGUCGGAGAGCGUUCAUGACGCAAUAUGAUUGACUUGUAAUCUGGCCAAUAGCGGCAUUGAUACUGUUGACAUAUGCCAUUUGUAUUCAGCUACCUGUAGAUUGGCCAAUAGGAAACGUUGACAGUCGAAUAUUUUGAAAUAGGCGGAACCAAAAGAGACAUGCUCGUCAAAACCGCUAAGUAUGAGUUAUAAACAUCAUCUUAACACCAUCAAAAAGAACUCAUGACUUGCCGAGUAAAACAGGACGUCCGGUAGCCACAUAUUAGAUAAAUCACUCCUUCAGGUGUCCAGAAGAUGUCGGUGUGGUACAAAACAUGACAAAAUAACUUCGGUUGACUUCUCCAAGUGUCCAGAAGAUGGCAGUGUAGCCAAAACCACCACAAAAAGGACCGUUCGUAUCACACAAGGUGGGGUUUCCUCCUCCAUCUCACCAUCAACCUUUUCUAUCUGCCUCUGGACCACCUGCUUUAUGUUUCAUUAGUCACCCUUGUUUAAUAGUAACCUCAUUUUGAUGCUAUCUUGAAAGCGCUCAUUUGGAUCAAGAAUGUGCUGAAAGCUUUGGGCGCAGCAGUGAGACAGCAUCUUUUUACUGGUGACACGUCACUAUCAUCUUCAGCGGACAAGUGUCACUUCUCCCGAAGCCCCAGCGGAAGACCAUGUCGGACAAAAGUGACCUGAAAGCCGAGUUGGAGCGCAAGAAGCAGCGACUGGCCCAGAUCAGGGAGGAGAAAAAGAGAAAAGAAGAGGAGCGUAAGAAGAAAGAGGUCACUAAAAAAGCAGAAAGCCAACAGAAGACGGAGGCCAGUGCAGAGGAUUCAGACUUGGACCGCAAGCGUCGAGAAACUGAGGCUCUGCUGCAGAGCAUUGGCAUUUCACCAGAGCCUCCUCUAGUGCCCAAUCCUUUGUCCCCGUCCAAAUCAAUGAGCACACCCAGCGAAACGGGGAGCCAGGACUCAGCUGAGGGGGGAGCGGCAGGCAGGUCAAGUUUCUUAAAAAACAAGCCCCAGGUACAAAGGACACUACAGUGGGACACAGACCCCACGGUGCUGCAGCUGCAGGCCGAUUCCGAGCUCGGGCGCAGGAUGCUCAAGCUGGGGGCCACCAAGAUCACACAGGUGGACUUCCAGCCAAGAGAGGUGGUGUUGUACAGCAAGGAAACUCAAACGCCGCUCACCGCCCACUUAUCUGAAGAAGAAGAAGAGGAGGAAGAAGAUGAAGAAGUGAUGGAAACACAGGAGGUGCAGGAUGAAGAUGACAAGGAACACAAAGAAGGUCCUUGCCCUGCGCUACGGGAACUGACGGAGGAGGAAAGGCAGCAAAUACUUCACUCCAGCGAGUUUCAGACGUUCUUCGACUGCAGCAUCCGGGUGAUGGAGCGAGCUCUGGCCGAGAGCGCCGACAUCUUUUUCGACUACAGCGGUCGAGCCCUGGAGGACAAGGAAGGAGAUCUGGCUGGAGGCUCCAGUUUGUCAUUCAGUAGACUUUUCUACGACGAGCAUUGGUCCAAACAUCGUGUUGUCACCUGUCUUGACUGGUCCCCUCAGUAUCCUGAGUUGCUCGUGGCCUCCUAUAACAACAAUGAAGAUGCUCCCCAUGACCCAGACGGUGUGGCCCUGGUGUGGAACAUCAAGUUCAAAAAGGCAACACCCGAGUACAUCUUUCACUGUCAGUCUCCCGUGGUGUCCGUGGGCUUUGCAAGGUUCCACCCCAACCUGUUGGUGGGCGGGACCUACUCGGGCCAGAUCGUCCUGUGGGACAAUCGCAGUCACCGACGCACCCCCGUCCAGAGGACUCCCCUGUCAGCCGCUGCACACACCCACCCUGUGUACUCGGUGAAGGUGGUGGGCACCCAGAAUGCCAACAACCUGAUCAGCGUGUCAACAGACGGCAGGAUGUGCUCCUGGAGCCUGGACAUGCUGGCUCAGCCUCAGGAGACUAUGGAACUGGUUUACAAUAAAUCCAGACCAGUGGCAGUGACUGGCAUGGACUUCCCCGCUGGAGAUGUCAACAAUUAUGUGGUGGGCAGCGAGGAGGGCACAGUGUACACUGCAUCUAGACAUGGCAGCAAGGCAGGGAUCUGUGAGAUGUUCGAGGGCCAUCAGGGGCCCGUGACAGGGAUCAGUUGCCACAACGCUGUGGGCGCUGUGGACUUCUCCCAUCUUUUUCUCACUUCCUCUUUCGACUGGACCGUCAAACUUUGGAGCACCAAGAACAACAAGCCUCUCUACUCCUUCGAAGACAACGCCGACUACGUCUACGACGUCAUGUGGUCGCCCGCACACCCCGCCCUCUUCGCCGCGGUCGACGGGAUGGCUCGUCUCGACCUCUGGAACCUCAACGACGACACCGAGGUCCCAAGCGCCAGUGCCACCAUCCCAGGGGCCUCGGCCCUGAACAGAGUCCGCUGGUCAUCCGGGGGCAAGGACGUGGCUGUGGGCGACUCGGAAGGACGAGUGUGGGUCUACGAUACUGGAGAGCUGGCCGUGGCCCACAGCGACGACUGGACACGCUUCGCCCGCACUCUGAUGGAGAUCCAAGCCAACCGUGCAGAUGGCGAGGAGGAGGGGCCAAUGGAGCUGGCGUCUUAGACCUCAUGUGCCGUGUUGGCGUUGUGUCAUGUUGCUUCUUGUCCUGGGCUGGGGUGUCCACAUUUUUUCAUCAAUCACAGGAAAUAAAAACGCAAAAGGGUGUCAAGUGAAAAGAAAAAGUAGGGAUGCUCAAACUUCCUGCUGGUCAAUAAAGAUCCUGAGUGACAUCUCCUAUGUUUUCAUGUCCUUGGUGCACACCUGCCCGGCGACUGACUUCAUUGGGACACUCUAAACUGGCCUUUCAGGGCCCUGAUAAGGUUUGAUGUGUUUUAAUUUGCUCACCAUACUUAAAAAAGGUUAUCUUGCCUUAGUUGUAAAAUGUUAGCUGUCCAAUUUUGUUUUCUUGACACAAAUCUAUAUCUACUAUUGCCUCUAAAAAAUUAAAUAAAAAUGGCCUUCAGAUAUGUCAAUUUUUCAUUGGAAAAUGUUUGGACACCCCUGAUACAAAGGGUGAAUACUUGUGUAUGUAUGUUUGUACAAACCCCGUUCCAUAUGAGUUGGGAAAUUGUGUUAGAUGUAAAUAUAAACAGAAUACAAUGAUUUGUAAAUCCUUUUCAACCCAUAUUCAGUGGAAUAUGCUACAAAGACAACAUAUUUGAUGUUCAAACUCAUAAACAUUAUUUAUUUUUAUUUUUUUUGCAACACGGCUGCAACACGUGACAAAGAAGUUGGGAAAAGUGGCAAUAAAUACUGAUAAAGUUAAGGGAUGCUCAUCAAACACUUAUAUGGAACAUCCCACAGGUGUGCAGGCUAAUUUGGAACAGGUGGGUGCCAUGUUUGGGUAUAAAAGCAGCUUCCAUUAAAUGCUAAGUAAUUCACAAACAAGGAUGGGGCGAGGGUCACCACUUUGUAAGCAAAUUGUCGAACGGUUUUAGAACAUUUCUCAACGAGCUAUUGCAAGGAAUUUAGGGAUUUUACCAUCUACGGUCUGUAAAAUCAUCAAAAGGUUCAGAGAAUCUGGAGUAAUCACUGCAUGUAAGCGAUGAUAUUACGGACCUUUUUAAUCCCUUAGGCGGUACUGCAUCAAAAACCGACAUCAGUGUGUAAAGUAUAUCACCACAUGGGCUCAGGAUCACUUCAUAAAACCACAGUCAGUAACUACAGUUGGUAGCUACCUCUGUAAGUGCAAGUUAAAACUCCACUAUGCAAAGCCAAACCUAUUUAUCAACAACACCUAGGAACGCCGUCGGCUUGGCUGGGCCCAAGCUCAUCUAAGAUGGACGGAUGCAAAGUGGAAAUGUGUUCUGUGGUCUGACGAGUCCACAUUUCAAAUUAUAUUUGGAAACUUUGGACAAAGAGGAAAAUAACCAUCCGGAUUGUUAUAGGUGCAAAGUUCAAAAGCCAGUAUCUGUGAUGGUAUGGGGGUUCAUUAGUGCCCAGGGCAUGGGUAACUUACACAUCUGUGAAGGCACCAUUAAUGCUGAAUUGCCCAUACAUGUUUUGGAGCAACAUAUGUUGUCAUCCAAGCAACGUUUUCAUGCCAAGCCACAUGUUAGAACAGCGUGGCUUCGUAAAAAAAGAGUGUGGGUACUUUCCUGGCCCGCCUGCAGUCCAGACCUGUCUCCCAUGGAAAAUGUGUGGUGCAUUAUUAAGCGUAAAAUAUAACAGCGGAGACCCCGGACUGUUGAACGACUGAAGCUCUACAUAAAACAAGAAUGGGAAAGAAUUCCACUUUCAAAGCUUCAACAAUUAGUUUCCUCAGUUCCCAAACAAUUAUUGAGUGUUGUUAAAAGAAAAGGUGACGUAACACAGUGGUGAACAUGCCCUUUCCCAACUACUUUGGCACAUGUUGCAGCCAUGAACUUCUAAGUUAAUUAUUAUUUGCAAAAACAAAAUAAAGUUAAUGAGUUUGAACAUCAAAUAUGUUGUCUUUGUAGUGCAUUCAAUUGAAUAUGGGUUGGAAAUGAUUUGCAAAUCAUUGUAUUCCGUCUAUAUUCACAUCAAACACAAUUUCCCAACUCAUAUGGAAACGGGCUUUGUAUGUAUGUAUGUGGUAUGUGUUUGUAGAGGACACUCCUGAUAUAAAGUCUCAAUACUUACACAUGUAUUUAUGUAUGAAUGUAUGUAAGUAUGUAUUUGUUGAGGACAGACCGUCUCCCUCAACAGUAACAUAAAGUCUAUUUGCUAUGGAAACCCAUGUGCUGGUACAAAAAUCAAUUCAUGUUGCCUUUAAAUAGAAAAAGAAAAUGUUUGUCUUUAGUUUUUUCGAUCUGCUGCGACUCCUCGGAAUACUUCAGGCCGACUUGAGACAAAAGUGCUGAUGUUUACGAAUGGCUUCACGUUGCAUGGGCCGUAUUCCUUUGGUGUUCCAUGGACUACAUUGUCACUUGUGCACUAUAUUCAUAUCCCUUUGGUGUUCUACGGACUACAUUGUCACGUAUACAAUAUAUUCAUAUUCCUUUGGUGUUCCAUGGACAACAUUGUCUCAUGUACACUAUCUUCAUAUUUAUUUGGUGGUCCAUGGACUAUAUCGUCACAUGUAUAAUGUCAUCAUAUUCCUUUGGUGUUCCAUGGACUACAUUGUCACAUGUACACUAUCCUCAUAUUCCGUUGGGGUUCCAUGGACUACAUUGUCACAUGUACACUAUUCUCAUAUUUCUUUGGUGUACAAUGGACUACAUUGUCUCAUGUAAAUUUCUUUGAUGUUCUAGGGACUGCAUUGUCACAUGUGUCCACCUUCAUCUUCCAUGGUGGUUGUCAACAUCGUUGAUACAUAGCGAUACUUUACUCUGUACUAAACCAUGGAAUAAAUGUCUGAGCAGCCCAACAACAUCUGUCCAAAUCGACAUCUGCACGCCGGCUCUCAAAGAGAAGUCUCUCAUGUU